Messenger RNA from Rhopilema esculentum, 1109 nucleotides. RefSeq names its product THAP domain-containing protein 1 B. The record is from RefSeq and is a predicted model, not a curated record. Lineage: Eukaryota; Metazoa; Cnidaria; Scyphozoa; Rhizostomeae; Rhizostomatidae.
UGGGACUGUUGAAGACUUCGUCGAUCGAAGGUGUUUUUGAGACAUAUAUGGGAGAUGGGGAAAAGAAGAAGAACAGGAACGCAAUGUUGUGCCUUUGGCUGCAGGAAAAGAAAAAAGAACAAGGUGGAUCAGGAAAGAAGUGAUAGUGAAGGAAGUGAAGACGAGGAAUCGCAGAGGAAAAGAAAAUUUCCUCGUACUUUCCACUCAUUUCCAUAUGAUCCAGAAAGAAGGGAAAAGUGGGUUUCAAACAUGUACAGAGAAGACUGGUCACCAACUAUCUACUCGAAAAUAUGUUCUGAUCAUUUUGUAGAAAGAUUUUUAAAUCGCUCUGGACUGCUAAGAGUUGAAGUGAGAUGCAAUGCAGUUCCAACACGAUUCAAACAGUUGCCUAAAGCUAUAAGAAAGUUAUUAAAAGAACAAGAAUUAACUGUGGAAGUUGACACACUAGAAAGUAUUAGUGCAAAUACUAUCAAUAAUGGAAAAUGUUCAGAGGAAGUAACACAGGAAGCUGGAAAUCUUGAUGCUCAUCAUACUUUGUCUACCAGAAAUACUGCCACACAAACUUAUGGUAAUCAAACCCCUUAUAAUGACAACAAGUGCUCCAGUAAAGGAAAAAAAGUCAUAAAAGAAAUUGCUGACCAUCAGUAUUACAUUGCUGAUACUCCUAAGAAACUGAAAGCAAGACUUGAUAAAAGUACUGAUCACAUAAUCCUACUCAAGAAAAAACUGAAAAGUUCCCAACAAAAGACAAGACGGUUACAGAGUAGGGUGAAAUCACAAAAGACGCUAAUCAAGUGCCUUCGGGGAAACUACCAACAACUUGCCAAAAGCUACACAGCUAUGCAAAAUUACAUUUAUGCUUCAAGUUCUGCAGAUGGGAGCCAAGUUCAAAAGCAUGGAUAGAUUUUAAAUUUGACAUGUUGAUAUGCUCGUACAUUUUCAUAAUUAGAUAGAAAUUUAAGUUUUAUUAACAAAAUUCUAUAAGUACUAUCUGUGCAAACCUUCCUGUUUAUGCCAGUCUUUCCAAUUAUUAUUUUAUUUUAUUCAUGAUGUAUCAAUUUUAAAAUGCCAUUGUUUUAAAUAUAGACAACAAAAUCAGCAUCAUUAUA